Messenger RNA from Oncorhynchus masou masou (cherry salmon), 3270 nucleotides. RefSeq lists its product as uncharacterized. The transcript has 6 exons. The record is from RefSeq and is a predicted model, not a curated record. Lineage: Eukaryota; Metazoa; Chordata; Actinopteri; Salmoniformes; Salmonidae. Bases 211 to 3270 code for a protein of 1019 amino acids.
GGAACUUUUGAUGAACGGACAUUUGUGAAAUGGUUAAACUUGGGCGCCGUCCUGCGUCGUGUUUACGUUAAAGAUGUCUACACAAUUAUAUUAUAACAAAACUUCAUAUUUUUCUUACUAAAUAAUUGGGGCCGUGCGAGAAAGACAGAUAGGGGGAGAGUGAGGAUGUUGAUCUAGUUCCCUGACUUGCUCCUCUAAAUAGUCUGUCCAAUGGAGGGAGAUGCCAAGGUUCCCCCAACCCCUUUCUGUAAUCCCCCUCACAGCGAAACUCCACCCCACCUUCUCCCUCUUUCCUCCAUCACCCCCAGCUGUGAAGAUGGCAAAAAUCCUGGUGACAGGAGGAGGAGUGGGCGCAUUCAGAAGACACCGAAGAAGCAGGAGCCCAAAGACACAGUGGCGGAGUCCAGACAAAAUACAUCCCCUGCCAAGAGGGAGAGCAGUGUGAUGCAACUGUCUCCGUCCCUGUCAGUAAAGCUAAUGAGAGUUGAUCCCCUCCGCAAACAACCGCUAAAAAAGAGCGGUUUGGAUCUCAAUGUUGCAUCAGAAUGUCAAAUGUCUAAGAACAAAGAUACAAAAGGCUCAAAUGACAAAGUGAUUCCAUCCUCUUCCACAUUAUCUUUAGAUGUAAAUACUACUGGCAAGACUGAACAUGAUUUCAACCAAUCAGGCAUGGAGGCGGAUGAAGAGGUUGGCUGUGGAAAGUCCCCUGCAAGCCCGAGCACUGUGAAGCGAUGGGUGAUUGGCCCUUUGUUUCAGUCAUUUAAAUCCAAGAUGGCCAGUUUCACACAGAUUGUCAUGAGUCCCGUCCGACUUUUCAAACCCAAUGGCUCCCCACCUGAACCAGAUGUAGACGUCUUCUCUGCCUCUCAUAGUUCUCACCAACAAGGACCUGGGUAUGAGCUAACCUCUGGCACAGUGCAACACUUUGAAGCUGGAAGAGUAGGAAAUGACCCUGCCUCUCGUAAACACUUAAAGUUCAGCAUGGAUCUAAAAACCCACGGCACUCCAGAAGAGGAUGAGUUUUCUCUUGAGGGGAAACCAAAUAUAAUGCCACCUGGAGAUGCGCAAAGGGACACCUGUAUGUCAAACAGCUCAGAAAAGGAGACUAAUAAUAAUGAUUCAUUACCUUGUAUGCAGCGUAGUCCUCUACUCAGAAGCAGUAUCGAGUGUUGUUCUGAAUCAACGGAGUCCCAGUUCAACUCAUGCUCUUCCACAUCCUUUCAACCCCCUGACCCCUCAAGUUCCUCAUGUGGGUCCAAGCUGUCUCUCAUUGUUCAAAUGAAGGAGCAGGUGGAUUUGACAGGAGCUCACCGGAGACCAUUGUGCCGAAAAUGUGUUUUUCUAAAUGAAUCUGCAUCACAGAGCAGUCCCUCUGCUGCAGUUAACCGCAUCUCUAGUUUGCCAGCUGAAGUAGGAAUCUGUGAGCCCAAGACUAAACGGCUUGCCACAAAAUCGUAUGUAGAGUACAAAAUCUGGGACUGUAUUGACAGUGAAACAUCUAGUCCAUUAUCAUCUUCUAUCUACAAUACCCCUUCUGAGAGUAUAUGCCAGGCAGAUGAUGACAGCAUAAAAGCUGUUGGUCUGCCUCAAGACCGAAACAUGUUGGUGUGUGGUUCCCAGUCACAUAUGUCUAUCCGGAAAAGUCCCAGAAAACCUGUAAACACAACACUGAACAACUGUGCCUCAGUCAGUCAGUGUCUUCAAAAGCAGAUAGGUGAGUGUGAAGGAAAGCAAGGCUAUAUGGCAGGCUCAGCAAAGGAAGUUAAGAGGAGAUGCAGAGCAACUCCUUUUACAACGAUCAAGAGAGAUGCAGAGAAAAAGAAAAGAGUGAAACUGAUGAAUAGAGAGCGAUGUGAAGAGGUUAGAAAAGAAGAAAGGGUAGCUGUUGAUUUAGAAAGUUACACAUUAACAUCGGUAGAGCACGCAAGUGAUGUAGAACUUGUCCAGCCGGGGGUUGGAUCAAAACCGUGUGCAACUUCUAAAUCUCAGUCUCUUAAAAGUAGGGUGCUGCUUCGGGUUAGCCAGAGUUCUACCGUAUACAUUGAAACCACUCAAAAACCCUCUGAAACACAUGUACCUCUGAUGGAGGUGAUGAAGGACAAAGGUAGAGGUCGAAGUGGGCGUAUUAAGAAAAAUACGUCUCUCACAGUAAUGGCCACUUCAAGUAAUGGGAGUGUGCUAGAGCACAGUAAUGACAGUUUGUGUGACAACAGCAUAGCAGCCAGCAAUAGUAGGGGUAUGACCAGUGCCUUGAGUUAUGGUGACACUGACUCUAGUUCAGCAUGUAAUAUGGAAAUGGUAACUACCAUGACAACUGCUUUGAUGAAAGAAAAUCAUGAACUGCCUGUCUUUGAUCAGCACUUGGAUAUCAAGGGGAAGUGGCCUCAAACGGCAUCCAAAAAUCAGCAAAAAUACAUCUGUAAGAAGAGGAAGAUUUCCCCAGUGGUUGACGUGGAGUCAUCUCAAAAUCAACAAAAGUGUCUGAAGUUGAAUGAGAUCACUUCAGAAGUGAGUCGUCCACUGAAACCACCGAAACAAAAUAAAUCCAAGAGGUCUCAUAAAUCACGCUCAACCCAACAGAUUGGCACGUCUUCAGGGCUGACUGGUGUUGGUGACGAUCACUUGCACUCUUUGAAGCCCAGCAAAGAUGACAAUGUCCAUGUAGCUUCUAGAUCUUCAGACGUUACACAACAGACAUUACAGACGACCGCAGUGGUGGCUGUCCACAAAGACGCAGGUUGGGGAGCAGAAAUGAGUGGGUCUGACUCUAGCAAGAGCCCAAAGAAGAGUCGGAAUGGAUCUAAUAAAAUGUCUGUCAGUGAUGUGUUACUGGUGGAUAAGAGGUUUGUGGAACCCCUUGGUGGACGUAAGAGAGUCAGCCGAGGUCCGUCCACAGAGGACAAUGCCGAGACAACUCAGUCCCUGCAACUUACUCAAAUAACAGUUGAAGAAAAAAAGGGAACUGUGCCUUGGCCUGUGCGAACUUAUCCCAAAUGUUCAAUCAAGCUGAACAAAAAUAUAGUGAAACAUUCUAUGGCUUUGCAAGGAAAUUAUGUGGCAAUGGACUCUGAUGUCGAAGUGUUUUCGACUGCCUCUGAACCAUCUAACCUUGGCCAGAACAAGACUAUUGACCAGGUGAUGGAGGAGGAGCAGGGGAAGGAGGAUGAGUGUUCUGAACUGCCUGUACCCUCUGAGAUGAGGCUCAGGGGGAGGGGGGGAAAAAGAAGCCAAAGAAAGCAGCGACUCAAUGUAGGAAGCACAGGCCUGUGA